AUGGAGAACAGCCCGACAAAGCGACCAGCAUCCCAGCUAAUUGCUGGGUUUGCGUCGCCUUCCGCACCGGCCAGCUCGCGCAGUGUUAUGCAGCAGUCUGUGCUAUCCGUACGGCCUCAGCAGCAAACUCACGAUGCCGAGAAAGAUGAAUUGCGCGUCCAAGUCAGUACGCUUACGUACGAACUCGCAAACCUCAAGCAGGAGCGAGAGAUGGAAGCGAUCCGGUUCGAGAAAGAGACUAGAAGCCUCCAAUUAAAGGCUGAUGCGGACUUUCGGAAAGCGCAGGCAGCCGAGUCCGCAAGCCUCCGGGCCACUACGAAGACUGAAGCUUUGGCGAAGGAGUUGAAAGAGACCCAGGAGCAAUCACUCGGCGACAAAACGGGAUUGGAGCGCAAGAUACGAGAUUUGCAAGAUGAAAGGCAGAACAUUCAAGAAGAGUUAAAUGACACUCAAGCUCAAUUAUCGGACAAAGAGCGUCACUUCAAGUACCAGAUUAACGAACUCGAAACGGUCCGCGCCUCCCUUCAAAAAACGAUCGAAGAGCUCCAGCAUGAUUUGCAAGAGGCGCGCAACUCCCAGCAAGCCACUCAGGAAAAGCUGGCUCAACGUGAGGCCGAAGUGGCGGAUCUCGAAUCCCAAAAUAUACAAUUGAAGGCCGACGGCAGCGAUGCAGAGGCAUUGACAGUUCUGAAGCGGGAGCUGUCGGAACAGGUCAACCACAUCCGGGAGCUAGAAACAGCAAACCGAGAGCAGACGAUAGAAUUGCGCCAUCUACGAAAAGUGCAGAAGAAUGUGGAAGUGGUUGAGGAGCAGAAGCGGUCGCUCGAGAAUCAGCUGCAGCUGAUGAGCGGGCUGGAGGCGGAACUUGGUACCGUUCAAAUUCAGAAACAGGUUCUGGAGGACGAACGACAGUCGUGGGCCAGUCUCUUGCAAGAAAACGAUCAACCCAUGGAAUUUGAUUCCCCCGAGGCAGUGGUCAGGGCUCUUGUCCAAGAGCGGAUUGAGAAGGCCACCUUAGUCGACCGACUCGGAACAGUUGAUGCGCAAUUCUUGGAGAAGGACGAAACAAUCAACAGCCUUGAGAAAGAGAAGGUCCAACUUCGCCAAGAGCUAGAGAAGCUCCGCGUUGCGGGAAGCAUUUCUACGGGUGCUUUAGCACCAGCUGCUGCAGAGGCUCGCGUUCGCUCGAGGUUGGAGAGACAGCGUGCUCUCGCUGUGAAGGAAGUCGAAUACCUCCGGGCACAGCUCAAGACCUUCGAUACCGAAGAGGAGACGAUGAACACAGAGCAGACCUACGAUGAACAAAAGUCGGCACAAAUCGCACAGCUGGAACAGCUGGUUGACGAGUACCGCAACGAUCUUCAAAAGGCGCAUGAAGAACUUUCCAAGCGUGAGGUGCCUCCGCAACAGGAGGAUGCUCAAGCUCGGGGUACAAAGCGCCCCCUGUCGCCCGCAGAUAGUGACGCUGAGAGUGAGCGCCUUGCAGUCUUGACCCGCAAGAACCGCAAGCUUCAAGAGUCACUUUCAAAGUCACAACAGGCCACAACCCUGGCUGAACGAGAGCUCAAGGCUGCGAAAUCUCAGAUCAAGUCUUUGAAAUCUAAAUCCCACACGCGGAUUCUGGAACUAAGAGAGAAUCCAACGGCGGAAGCCGAGAAGAUCAAACUGACCACCUUGAACACGCUCCGCUCCGAGAAUCAGGCUCUCUUGGCCCAGCUUCGCGGAGAGCACUCCGGCGUCAAAGUGGUGCCCGUCAGUUCACUCGACAACCUCAACCUCGAAAUGCAGGAAAUGGAGCGGGUCGUGGCAGACAAGGAGAAGCGCAUGCGCCGGUUCAAGGAAAUCUUUACAGCCAAGUCUUCCGAGUUCCGGGAAGCUGUCGCCUCCCUGCUAGGCUACAAGCUUGACUUCCUCCCUAACGGCCGUGUACGCGUCACCUCAAUGUUCCAUUUAUCAGCCGCAUACCGCCAUGGCGACAGCUCCGCGCCCUCCGAUGCUCGUGGGCCUGGCAGCAUGGGCGACGGAGAGGAGAACUCGAUUGUCUUCGAUGGCGAGAAUGGCACGAUGAAGAUUUCUGGUGGACCGAAUAGUCUUUUCGCACUGGAGAUCAAGCCUCUCAUCAAGUUUUGGGUUGAAGAGAGGAAAGACAUCCCGUGCUUUUUGGCGGCGAUGACACUCGACUUCUAUGAUAAAACGACCAGGGCUGCAAGAAUAUAG
Penicillium daleae is the source of this 2217-nucleotide messenger RNA. RefSeq names its product coiled-coil domain-containing protein MAD1. Bases 1 to 2217 code for a protein of 738 amino acids. The transcript is spliced from 3 exons. NCBI's taxonomy places the organism in Eukaryota, Fungi, Ascomycota, Eurotiomycetes, Eurotiales, Aspergillaceae. Gene Ontology annotation, biological process: mitotic spindle assembly checkpoint signaling; attachment of mitotic spindle microtubules to kinetochore. The record is from RefSeq and is a predicted model, not a curated record. Gene Ontology annotation, cellular component: mitotic spindle; nuclear envelope; kinetochore.